This is a messenger RNA of Apodemus sylvaticus (European woodmouse), 1605 nucleotides long. RefSeq names its product thymidine kinase 1 (gene Tk1). Lineage: Eukaryota; Metazoa; Chordata; Mammalia; Rodentia; Muridae. Gene Ontology annotation, molecular function: thymidine kinase activity; ATP binding. The coding region runs from base 115 to 903 and encodes 262 amino acids. The record is from RefSeq and is a predicted model, not a curated record. Gene Ontology annotation, biological process: thymidine metabolic process. The transcript has 6 exons.
AGAUUUGGCGGGCAAAGCGAGCAACUGCUCGAACGCUCUCCACCCACAGACUCCGAGCAACUGCUCGAACGCUCUCCACUCACAGACUCCGGUGCUAAGGUUUGCACUGCCAACAUGAGCUACUACAAUCUGCCCACCGUGCUGCCCAGCUCCCCCAGCAAGAUCCGGGGACAGAUCCAGGUCAUUCUCGGGCCCAUGUUCUCAGGGAAAAGCACCGAGCUGAUGAGAAGAGUCCGUCGCUUCCAGAUCGCCCAGUACAAGUGCCUGGUCAUCAAGUACGCCAAGGACACGCGCUAUAGCAACAACUUCUCCACACAUGACCGGAACACCAUGGAUGCACUGCCGGCCUGCAUGCUCCGGGAUGUGACCCAGGAGGCCCUCGGUGUGGCUGUCAUCGGCAUCGAUGAGGGGCAGUUUUUCCCUGACAUUGUGGACUUCUGUGAAAAGAUGGCCAACCAGGGCAAGACAGUGAUUGUGGCAGCGCUGGAUGGAACCUUCCAGAGGAAGGCUUUCGGCAGCAUCUUGAACCUGGUGCCCCUGGCGGAGAGUGUGGUGAAGCUCACAGCUGUGUGCAUGGAGUGCUUCCGAGAAGCGGCCUACACGAAGAGGCUGGGUCUGGAGAAGGAGGUACCUCCACUGGCUUCUGCCCAAGGAGUGGGUGGGCUUCGGCCUCGGUGUCUGAACCCCACCCUCACUCGCCCCUCCCUCCAGGUGGAGGUGAUUGGCGGAGCAGACAAGUACCAUUCGGUGUGCCGCCAGUGCUACUUUAAGAAGUCUUCAGCCCAGACUGUGGAGACAGACAACAAGGAGAACUGCCUGGUGCUGGGGCAGCCUGCAGAGGCCUCGGCUGUCAGGAAGCUCUUUGCCCCUCAGCAAGUCCUACAGUACAACUCUGCCAACUGAGGGGGCCUGGGGCCUGCCAGCUCCUACCCCUAAGUUAGACUCUCAGAGAGCAGGGAGAGGGGCACGGGCAGGGCCUGCCAUUCCUAAUGGACAAUGUGCCCUGCCUGGUGGCCAGGGUCCCACAUUCAACCAGAGGUGAGGACAGAGCCAUCCAGCAGUGUGCCUUUGGUGCUAGCUUCUUCAUUGUUGGUGGCUUUCACUGCUGGGUGUCGGUCUCAGAGCCUCACCCCUUACCAAGGCUCCAGGCCUCUCACAGCACCCGCAUUUCUGACUAAGGAUCCAUAUUGCCACUAUACCUCCCAGAACUAACCUUUGUCUGCUCAGACUCUCAGCUUUUAGUGAGCCGAGAGAGUGUGUUUCUUGUGCUCUGCCGUGCAAAGUGAGCAGUAUUAAGGAGAAUGUUUCUCCUUAGCCUAGGUCUCCCUGACUUGCAGCUGGGGCCCACAUGACUUGGGGGUAGAUAUUUCUUCUGUAGUACCAAUGGUGUCACUACAGCCCAAGAGGAACAGUGCCCCACAUUUCUUUCUCUCUCUCUCUUUUUUUUUUUUUUUUUGUUUUUUUUUUUGUUGUUUUUUUGAGACAGGGUUUCUCUGUGCAGUCCUGGCUGUCCUAGGACUCACUCUGUAGGCCAGGCUGGCCUUGAAUUCAGAAAUCUGCCUGCCUCUGCCUCCCAAGUGUUAGAAUAAAAGGUGUGCGCUACCA